This is a messenger RNA of Penicillium egyptiacum, 2538 nucleotides long. NCBI's taxonomy places the organism in Eukaryota, Fungi, Ascomycota, Eurotiomycetes, Eurotiales, Aspergillaceae. The record is from the annotation of a GenBank genome assembly.
AUGGCCGGAUCUUACGCCAAGAAGGGGGCCACACCAUCCAAAGGUUCUUCUGUGACAAAGCAAUCCUCAAUAAAGCGCAAUUCGAGCAUCUUAAGUUUCUUCCAGAAGACCGACACACCCCCAGGCGCUACUUCCCGCCAGCCUCGGAUCACCCAAUUUGCAACGGCGACCUCAUGUUCACCGAGCAGCGGCCGGGGGACUCCGACCUUCCAACGGGGGAACAGUUCAAGAGAUGAUACUACUGGUGGACUUUUUUUGGAGGAUAAAAAGGGUCUGACAAAGAUUGAACAAGCAGCGGUGACGAGUGAAAGAGAGCGAUCGCUCACUCCUGACUUUUGGGGUGACGAUGUAGAGUUCUUGAAGCCGGAUGACAAGCGAUAUAAUGAGAGCGACACUGCGGCCAAGCGUCGGAGGGUUGAUUCACCGGGCACCCCGGUUAACGAAACGCAACAAUCAGGUGCCGAAUUGAAGACUACAAAAGCACCCGCAGCAGUACCCGCACCCGCAAAAAUCCAGAAACGAAGUGGACCAUUUAUCGACGAGUCCGACAGCGAGGAUGAUAUGGAAGCAUAUCGGGAGCUUCAAGAAAUCACACCUGCCGUCAGGGAUGUGACGAACGAGACAUCGCAAAUGGAUAAAAUAGUGGCUACACAACACACUUCCGAACCUACACCCCCGCCACUGGUAAGAACUGCCACGAAUAAUGCCGAUAAUGAUGAAUACGCGGAUUUUGACGAUAUAGAAGAAGAAGACGAGCUUAUAGGGGAAGAUUUUCGAAAUCGGCCUUGGGAGGGUGAGGAACAAGAGCAGCAGAUCGACCUUGAGGUUGAUCCUGGCAAAGAUUUAAACGACUCUUCGGGUGUAGAAGAUCUUGAGGAGGAAGUGAGCACAUGUCCUAUUUGCCAAAUGGCGUUGAAGGAUCUUAAUGAAACAGACAUUGCAGUGCAUGUUAACGACUGCCUCGAUGGCCUAUCCAACCCUAUCCCGGCUACACCAGCUCCUAAGCCCAUGGUAAAGCCGACUGCCAUACCAGCCGACAUCAACAAAGGACUGACACGCGUAGAGCGAGCUGCCAUCGCUCGGCCUGCACAAGGUGAUCCCUACUCGGAGAACAACCCCAUCGGAGGUUCUGCGUUCUCAAAGAUGAUGGCUGGAAACGCAGAAGAUACUGCUUGGGCUACUGCAGCCGCGAACGAGGUGUCUUCUCGCGGCAAGCAAGCCUACCAGCGGACUUGCCCAUUUUACAAGAUCAUUCCGGGGUUUUCCAUAUGCGUCGAUGCUUUCCGUUACGGGGCUGUCGAAGGGUGUAACGCCUACUUUCUCAGUCACUUUCAUAGCGAUCACUAUAUUGGGCUCAGCAAGUCCUGGUGCCAUGGGCCCAUUUACUGCAGUCGUCCCACUGCCAAUCUUGUCCGCCAGCAGCUCCGUGUUGAUCCCAAGUGGGUAGUUGACGUCGAGUUUGAAUGCACCACCGAAGUACCGGAGACAGGAGGAGUGCGGGUCACCAUGCUACACGCAAAUCAUUGUCCCGGUAGCGCACUUUUUCUUUUUGAAAAGAACUCUGGAACUGGGCCCAAUGCCCAUACCCAGCGGGUGCUGCAUUGUGGCGACUUCCGUGCAUCUCCCGCUCAGGUUCAACAUCCGCUCCUACGUCCUAAUGUGACCAACCCAGUCACUGGUAAGCCGAGACAGCAACGUAUCGACAAAUGCUACCUAGACACCACAUACCUAAGCCCGAGAUAUGGCUUUCCUGCUCAGGAGGAUGUGAUCGCAGCGUGUGCAGAGCUGUGUGUGCGCCUGAAUCAGGAAGAUGGUGUCGGGCAUGAUACGGGGAAGAAUGGUACAAGUGGUUUGAUGGGCAAAUUCCUCUCCGCCGCCACGGGUAGCAACCAAGCACCAGACAAAAGCUCGCAUGCCGGAGACCGACUGCUGGUAGUGAUUGGCACUUACAGCAUUGGCAAAGAACGGAUAUGCAUGGGGAUCGCCCGAGCACUUGGAUCCAAGAUAUUCGCCACUCCACCGAAGCAACGAAUCUGCGCCUGCUUGGAAGACCCUGAGCUCACCGCAAUGCUAACCAGCAAUCCUCACGAAGCGCAAGUACAUAUGCAAACCCUCUUCGAGAUCCGCGCCGACACACUGGCGGACUACCUCGAUGGCCUCAAACCACACUUCUCCCGCGUCGUCGGUUUCCGCCCGACCGGCUGGACCUAUCGCCCACCAGCCGGGCGACUGGUACAAAAUCCGCCAGUCUCCACUGUUUUGCACGGUGAACACUGGAAGUCACCGUACACCAGCCAAGACCUCAUCCCGCAGCGCGGCAGCACGCGAGAAAGCGCCUGCUUUGGUGUUCCCUACAGCGAACACAGUUCCUUCCGCGAGUUGACCAUGUUCUGCUGCGCCUUGCGUAUCGGGCGGAUCAUUCCAACGGUGAAUGUUGCCAGCCAGAAGAGUCGGGACCAGAUGAAGGUGUGGAUGGAGCGGUGGGAUGCCGAAAAGAAGAAGAAUGGGUUGUUUCCCGUUACUGGCGAUCGGUGGUAA